Penaeus monodon (black tiger shrimp) is the source of this 2529-nucleotide messenger RNA. Its product is annotated as endothelial zinc finger protein induced by tumor necrosis factor alpha-like. Gene Ontology annotation, molecular function: RNA polymerase II cis-regulatory region sequence-specific DNA binding; DNA-binding transcription factor activity, RNA polymerase II-specific. Bases 1 to 2400 code for a protein of 799 amino acids. The transcript has 15 exons. The record is from RefSeq and is a predicted model, not a curated record. NCBI's taxonomy places the organism in Eukaryota, Metazoa, Arthropoda, Malacostraca, Decapoda, Penaeidae. Gene Ontology annotation, biological process: regulation of DNA-templated transcription.
AUGGGAUCUUACAAGCAUUUAAUUCAUGAAACCUUUAGUGUCAUCACCGAAUUCAUUCAGGAGGUUGAAGGGAGAGACCUUAUUGAAUGUAACAGCAUAGCAUAUCACAUCAAAGAUAAUAACCAGCUUUGUAACGUCAACACCUACAGUUUCAUUGUAGAACAUUUGAUCUUAAAGUUAAAGGAAAUUGUUGACAACCUAAAGAAUGAAGUGCAACAUGGAUCUCCCUCUGCCCAACAGAUACUGCCUGGGUCUGAAGUCACAACAGACAACGACAGCUCGGAAGAAUCAGUGGAGAACCCAGGCAGUGGCGAGGAGAGCCUGGCUGGCCGGAAAGGUCCCUCCAGCCCAACCUUCGACAUCCCCCCAGAGAGCAAGCCCACAGUUGGGAAGAGCACCCUCCCGACCAUGGCACCUUUGCCUGAGGUUAUGGCCAUGGCAGCAACCAGUGGCAUGACAUCUACUGUACCUCCUACCAGCUUGAUGCCAGGGAUGAUUGGGCCCACGUCCACCUAUGUCAACACCUUCACAUCAACUACCAUCACUGGCGGAGGGAUGCCUGAGGUGGCGGCGAUGCAGGCUGUUUCUUUGGACGUGGAGCCCUCACUCUGCCAAAGGGAGUACGGGGCUCCAGCGCACCUGGCCAAGUGCAGAAAGUGUGGUGCUGAAUUCACAAUAGAUAGUGACUCCUUAGCCAAUCUUCCAAAUGGUGCCGUGCCAAAUUCUUGUUCGCAGUGUUGCAGCAUUGCAGAUUCAGUCUCGAGAAGAAGAAGGAAAGCUGUAGAUAAUGAAGGGGUACCAGUUUCAAGUACCACAGCCACUGCCGAAAGUAAAGCAAGCGAGGCACUUCCCAAGAAACACAACUGCGACAAAUGUGGCCGAGUAUUUUCAAAAUGGAAACAUCUGUCUAUACACUAUACAAAGGUACAUCUUGAUGAAGAUGGCAUAGAAGCACCUGGAAUAGAUGCAGGGAAUCCUGAAGUACUUAGUAACAACACACUGCCUCUUUACUGCUGCAAGACAUGCAAUCUAGCCUGCCUUUCCAUCCAGCGGUUCAACACCCACAACUGCAGGCUGCCCACUGAUGACGACAAUACCAUUUCUGCACUCUCAAAUAGAAUUCUGAUCACAAAUGUGCUGAAGCUCCAUAAGCUGCGCAAGUUUGUAUGCGAGACGUGUGGCGUGGAGUACCGCACCUUUAAAAGGAUCACAUACCACCUUCCCCGUUGCUCGCCUGGGCCUUACCCUUGCAAUGUGUGCUCAACACUAUUCUCUACGCAGAAGGAUCUCAACUAUCAUAAGAAGAAAAUGCACAAAGAUGAGAAAUGCUUUGUGUGUGACGAGUGUGGCAAAUCAUUCCAAAGACGGACCUCUCUGCAGAAGCACUCAAUCAACUGGCAUGAGUCAAGCAGUGCAGUGGGUCCCUUUAAGUGUGAAUUGUGUCCCAAGAAGUUCAUACGUAGAAUUUAUCUAACAAACCAUAAGCUUAGGAUGCACGGACUGGACAAGAAGUUUCUCUGUCAGGUCUGUGGCAACAAAUUCAUGACACAGAAUUCCCUCAUGGCACAUAUGGAAGUACACAGUGACCUGAAGAGAUUUGAAUGUACUUUCUGCAAGAAAAAAUUCAAACGCAAAGAGAAAUUGAAGUACCACGAGAGAAUACAUACAGGAGAGCGCCCAUUCCAAUGCCAGAUGUGUAACCGUGGAUUUGUGAGUAAAACCAAGCUGGAUGAACACAUGAGCCGUCACCGCGGAGACAGAAGGUACCGCUGUUCAUACUGCACCAAGUCUUAUGCUGGGGCUUGGGACUUGAAACAACAUGUCAGGAAGGUUCAUGACAAACAGUGUGACAAAGUGGCAGUCACAAUGGUAGCACCUAAUCAAAAUGCCAGUGGCAAUGCAGCUGUUACUCAGGUCCAAGUCCUGGAUCCCCUUGCCAUUGCAACAGCUGCAUCUGGCCUGAAAGAGGAAGAAGGGGUGACCUGUGGAAACAGCUUGGCAUUGUCCCACACACAGCCUACAACCAGUUCAUCCACUGCCAUGGAAGAGGUUGGAAAUGGCAUGAUUGGAGGCCCACAGUACAUUACUGUUGGCAGCCAGCAAGCAGUCACAAUACCUGUGGUUGGGGGCAUGCAGGGACACAUGCCUCCAAUCGGUCAUGUGGUGCAGGUGUCUGGUUCAACCGUACCUCUCACAAGUGUUGGCACAGCCCUUGCUGCAGGUGGAACGUCAGUACAGGCUGUGCAGACUGUACAGGCUGUGCAAGCAGUACAAGCUAUUCCUGGUGUGACCACAGCUGAAUACUCUGUUCAAACCUUGCCUCCACAGGCAGUCCAUGCAGCACAGGGGUACAUAUUUGCACAAGGUUUUGAUAUGGUCAGCAGUGGCAUUCAGUAUUGAUGAACCAAUGUAUGUGAGACAUUUUUAUUUCUCUUUUUUCUGUGAUCAUGUGGUUACUGUUUGAUGUUUAAAGUAAAACAAGAAUCCAUAUUAAUGUAGAUGAAAAUGAACAAUAAAUUUUGUAAGAUA